GAGCUCUGAAUCACACAGCAGCAGCAUUUAUUUGUAAAUAAAAGAUUUCCUUUUAAAAAUCUUAAUUCUCGCUGUGCGUCUAAUAAUGUAUCCGGAGGACUGAAGAAUAAGCGAUUUUGCUGUCUUGUCAGUCACUCAGGACGCUUUAAAGCGUUAAAAGACCAUGAACUACGUGGGGCAGUUGGCAGGGCAGGUGUUUGUGCAGGUGAAGGAGCUGUACCGCGGCCUGAACCCGGCGACGCUCUCCGGCUGCAUCGACGUUAUCGUGGUGCGUCGUCCCGACGGCUCCCUGCACUGCUCGCCUUUCCACGUCCGCUUCGGCAAGAUGGGCGUGCUGCGCUCGCGCGAGAAACUGGUGGACAUCGAGGUGAACGGAGAGCCUGUGAGUCUGCACAUGAAGCUGGGAGAAAACGGCGAGGCUUUCUUCGUCACGGAGGCCGAGAACGAUCAGGAAGUGGUGCCCUCGUACCUGGCCACGUCCCCCAUCCAGAUGCUGGGUCCCGAAAGCGGAGCGGCGAAGCGCAGGAGGAAGAGGAGGAGGAAGUCCAAAGUGGACAGCUUGAAGAGAGAGACGAGCGAGGAGUACUCGGAGUAUGAAACAGUCUUCUCUAUCGACAUGAGCUCGCACGAAGGAGACGACGAGCAUAACGGGAUUUCUUUGAAGGAAUCUGUGAAUAGUCACACACAGAAUGCUGUGUAUCCUCGCUCUGAUGGUGACUGGUCACCUAUACAGAGCCCUAAUGUGUCUCGCCCCUGCUCGCCCAAGAGUGACUCUGAGCUCCUCGCUAAAGCCGGCAAGAAGAAGCAGCAGGACCAAGACGAGGCCAUGCUCUGGGCCUGGGGAGAGCUGCCUCAGCUGUCCUCUAAACCCAGUCUUCCUGCUGCACGGCCCGUCCCAGUUCCCAUUUUGGCCAACACGCACUUCAGAGUCAUCCCUGCUGCGCCAGCUGCUAAUGAUCAUCACCAUGGCAACGGUGACACAUCUCUAUCCCAGGUCAUCCCUGCAGACAAGGAUGGCAGGAUGGACACGGACGAUGCAGGACCGCUGAGCAGGAGCGACGAGCCAAUGAGAACGCAGAACAGCCCUAAAGAAAGGGACCCAGAAAACGAGACGACGAGAACAGAGGCCGAGACGGUGGCAACAUUAGCAGCGUGUUUGGUGUCGGAAGUCGAGGAAAGGGGUGUGACCAGUGUAGGGCCCCACCCACAAGGCAAAACUGAUUCACCUUCUAAGAGAAAAGAUAAGAGAAGCCGCCAUCUUGGUGCCGACGGUGUGUAUCUUGAUGACAUCACAGAGCUGGAGCCAGAAGUAGCGGCGCUCUACUUUCCAAAAAGUGAGAACAGCGGUGCAGGGCGUGCGUGCUGUGAGGGCACGUUACGCAGCAUGAGCAUGUCUCCUCCGUCCAUGGGAAGUUCAGGAGCGGACAGCGGCGUGGACAGUUACUCGGAUCAGCCCGCUGACCUGCCCUCUAUCGCCCUCUCCUUGUGUGGAGGAUUGACUGACAGCAGAGAGAUCACUACAGAGCACUUCCAGGAGAAGGCGCUUUCCUACCAGCAGUUUGCAGAGAACCCCACCCUCAUAGACGACCCGAAGCUGGUGGUCAAAAUCGGCUCUAAAUAUUAUAACUGGAGCACUGCUGCGCCGAUCCUACUGGCUAUGCAGGUCUUUCAGAAACCGCUGCCGAAGGUCACUGUGGAGAAGAUCGUGAAGGAGAAGAUGCCGAAGAAAGGAGGACGCUGGUGGUUCUCGUGGCGCGGGAGAGGAAGCGGCACCAAAACGGAUUCUACAACCAUAAACAGACCCUCUGGAGGAGCUGAACAUGCUGGGAAGAUGGCUGCCAUGAGCAGGCGGAACGAUGAAUCCUCCUCCUCCUCCUCCUCCUCCUCCUCCAGUGAUGAAGAGCACCAAUCAGCCAAACAGCCAGCCAGCUCCACCCAAUCUGAGACCUCACUUAGCCAAGGGGGUGUGUCUUAUAGGAAGACACUCCGCCUCACAUCCGAACAGCUGGCUAGCCUGCAAUUAAAAGAAGGCCCCAAUGAUGUCAUGUUCAGCGUCACCACUCAGUACCAGGGCACGUGUCGAUGCGAAGGAACCAUGUACCUGUGGAACUGGGACGACAAAAUCAUCAUCUCCGACAUCGACGGCACCAUCACCAGAUCGGACACGCUGGGACACAUCCUGCCCACUCUGGGGAAAGACUGGACACACCAAGGCAUCGCCCGCCUCUUCCACAAAGUCAGCCAAAACGGCUAUAAGUUCAUGUACUGCUCUGCGAGGGCGAUCGGCAUGGCGAACAUGACCAGAGGAUAUUUACACUGGGUGAACGAGAGUGGCAGCAUGCUGCCUCAGGGUCCUGUACUGCUCAGUCCCAGCAGCCUGUUCUCAGCACUGCACCGGGAGGUGAUUGAGAAGAAGCCGGAGAAGUUUAAGGUGGAAUGUUUGACUGACAUUAAGAACCUGUUCUAUCCAAACACACAACCUUUCUACGCUGCCUUCGGAAACAGAGCCACAGACGUGUAUUCAUAUAAGGAAGUGGGUGUGCCCUUAAACAGGAUCUUUACUGUCAAUCCGAAAGGAGAACUGGUACAGGAGCAUGCCAAGACCAACGUGUCCUCGUAUGCACGUUUGGGCGAGGUGGUGGAUCACGUGUUCCCUCUCCUGAAGAGAACGAGCUCGUCAGAUUUCCCCUGCAGCGACACGUACAGCCACUUCACCUUCUGGAGAGAGCCGCUCCCUCUAGUGGACGAACAGGAGUGUGCAAGCACAGCGAACACCUGAAACACAUGCGUGAACACGCACAUCGACAAGUAGCUUCAAGAACUAGAUUUUUUUAACCUAUCACGCUAGCUGUUGAACAUUUUUAACCUGCUGCUUUUUUUUUUUUUUAAACAUUCUUACAUCACAGCAAUCUGGAUUCUGAUUGGUUAAAAGGUGGUGAUUAUAUUUCAAUAACAGCAGCUCUGACAGUAGUGCAGAGGCAAAUCAUAGGUUUAUAUUUUGCGACACAGUUAUUUGAUAACUCGACCUUUUUUUUUUUUUUUAAACAAUAAUUACGUAUGGAAAGAAUCUCCAGUACUCCAAAGCACUUUGUAGUUUUCAACACAUUCCAAUAAGGCCUCAGGGCCGAGGAGUUUACGCUUGAAUGAUUCUCCAUAACAUGACAAGUUGUGAUGUGAUUUUUUUUUUUUCUUUUGUUUUAAAGAACUAGUCGUGAUGGAAUGACUGGUUGCUGCUAUAACAUAAGUGAGAACUUGUUUCGUGAAGUGUUUUAAGAGCGUAUCGUUCAUGAAGAAAUUCUAACUAGCAGUCGUUGGUAAACUGUUAUAUAAUGACAUCAUAAAGGAGUAAAACUCUUCAGGAUGUGCUGUUACAGGAAAAUCAAAUUCCUUACAUGGAACGCUGGUUACUUUUUGCAAACUUUUGUGCAAAAUAAGAUGCGCUGCCUUUACAAGCGAGACUGCACAGAAAAAAUGUAGAACUAGGCUUUUCAAGCUACAUGUACACUACCGUUCAAAAGUUUGGGGUCACUUUGAAAUGUCCUUAUUUUUGAAAGAAAAGCACUGUUUUUUUUCAAUGAAGAUCACUUUAAACUAAUCAGAAAUACACUCUAUACAUUGCUAAUGUGGUAAAUGACUAUUCUCGCUAAAUUCUACUAAAUGUCUGGUUUUUGGUGCAAUGUCUCCAUAGGUGUAUAGAGGCCCAUUUCUAGCAACUAUCACUCCAGUGUUCUAAUGGUACAAUGUGUUUGCUCAUU
Neoarius graeffei (lesser salmon catfish) is the source of this 3755-nucleotide messenger RNA. It is a transcript of the gene lpin1b, whose product is annotated as lipin 1b. The record is from RefSeq and is a predicted model, not a curated record. Gene Ontology annotation, molecular function: phosphatidate phosphatase activity; transcription coactivator activity. Gene Ontology annotation, biological process: cellular response to insulin stimulus; positive regulation of transcription by RNA polymerase II; triglyceride biosynthetic process. Lineage: Eukaryota; Metazoa; Chordata; Actinopteri; Siluriformes; Ariidae. The transcript is spliced from 20 exons. The coding region runs from base 164 to 2779 and encodes 871 amino acids. Gene Ontology annotation, cellular component: mitochondrial outer membrane; nucleus.